Molecule: messenger RNA, 2664 nt
Organism: Dipodomys ordii (Ord's kangaroo rat)
Lineage: Eukaryota; Metazoa; Chordata; Mammalia; Rodentia; Heteromyidae
Gene: Ppara
Product: peroxisome proliferator-activated receptor alpha
Exons: 7
Coding region: 269-1675 (468 amino acids)
Biological process (GO): positive regulation of transcription by RNA polymerase II; cell differentiation; hormone-mediated signaling pathway
Cellular component (GO): nucleus
Molecular function (GO): RNA polymerase II cis-regulatory region sequence-specific DNA binding; nuclear receptor activity; zinc ion binding
Source: RefSeq, a predicted model, not a curated record
ACCACUCCCAUAAAUCCCUUCCACCUGCAGCCAGAAAAAAAGUAACCCAACAGAUUUCCCAUCUCUGGGCACGGCAGUGAAAGGGAUUAUAGAGAAGAUACAGGGGAGAGGAGUUAAGAUUCCGAAGGCCUGGAGUUAUUCAUACUCUGUGGAAACUCAAGUUCAAGUCCCCUGCUUCUUGCCUCACUGCGCUGAUAACUCAGCAUAAAGAACUGUCGGCAUCGUUGGGACAAAGUCAAGCUCCCUUAGGACCGGCUCCAUCGGCAUCAUGGUGGACACAGAAAGCCUGAUCUGCCCUCUCUCUCCGCUGGAGACAGAGGACCUAGAAAGCCCAUUGUCUGAGGAGUUCCUACAAGAGAUGGGAAGCAUUCAAGAGAUUUCGCAGUCUAUUGGUGAAGAAAGUUCUGGAAGCUUCAGUUUCACAGAUUAUCAGUACUUAGGAAGCGGUCCAAGCUCAGAUGGCUCUGUCAUCACAGACACCCUCUCUCCAGCUUCCAGUCCCUCGUCAGUCUCCUGCCCUGCCGUGCCUGGCAGCACGGAUGAGCCCCCGAGUGGAGCACUGAACAUCGAGUGUCGGAUCUGUGGAGACAAGGCCUCGGGCUACCACUACGGAGUCCACGCGUGUGAAGGCUGCAAGGGCUUCUUUCGGCGAACCAUCCGGCUGAAGCUGGUGUAUGACAGGUGUGACCGCAGCUGCAAGAUUCAGAAGAAGAACCGAAAUAAGUGCCAGUACUGCCGCUUCCACAAGUGCCUGUCUGUCGGGAUGUCGCACAACGCAAUUCGUUUUGGGCGAAUGCCGAGAUCUGAGAAAGCAAAGCUGAAGGCAGAAAUCCUUACCUGCGAGCAUGACGCAGAAGGGUCGGAGGCCGCGGAUCUCAAGUCACUCGCCAAGAAGAUCUAUGAGGCCUACUUGAAGAACUUCAACAUGAACAAGGUCAAAGCCCGUGUCAUCCUGGCGGGGAAGACCAACAACAACCCGCCAUUUGUCAUCCACGACAUGGAGACCUUGUGCAUGGCCGAGAAGACACUCGUGGCCAAGAUGUUGGCCAACGGCAUUCAAAACAAGGAGGUCGGCGUCCGCAUCUUCCACUGCUGCCAGUGCAUGUCAGUGGAGACAGUCACGGAGCUCACAGAAUUCGCCAAGGCCAUCCCAGGCUUUGCAAACUUGGACCUGAAUGACCAAGUCACGUUGCUCAAAUACGGCGUGUACGAGGCCAUCUUUACCAUGCUCUCUUCUCUGAUGAACAAGGACGGGAUGCUGGUGGCAUACGGCAGCGGCUUUAUAACUCGGGAAUUCCUGAAAACCCUCAGGAAACCUUUCUGCGACAUCCUGGAGCCCAAGUUUGACUUUGCCAUGAAGUUCAACGCACUGGAAUUGGACGACAGUGAUAUCUCCCUGUUUGUGGCUGCUAUAAUCUGCUGUGGAGAUCGUCCUGGCCUUCUCAACAUUGGCUACAUUGAGAAGCUGCAGGAGGGAAUUGUGCACGUGCUCAAGCUUCAUUUGCAGAGCAACCAUCCGGAUGAUACCUUUCUCUUCCCAAAACUGCUUCAAAAAAUGGUGGACCUCCGGCAGCUGGUCACAGAGCAUGCGCAGCUAGUGCAGGUCAUCAAAAAGACUGAGUCUGAGGCCCCGCUGCACCCGCUGCUCCAGGAGAUCUACAAGGACAUGUACUGAGUUCUUCUAGAAGCACGGCCGCUGCCACCUCCCUAGGACUACAAAGUGAAAUGGGAGCAGCACGGAGUUGCUCCACGUGACCACGUUAGCCUGGAGAGCCGGAGGGCCGAGCAGGUACCGGAGGCCUCGCUGGCCGGCAUAGUUCUGAGGGUGUAGGUGCUGUCUGGUGCCAGUGCUGGGAAAGUUAGGAACAGCGCCAAUCCACGGCCUGAUUUCAACUGGCCCGAUGUUAAUCAACGCACAUUUCUUUAUAUCACAUUUGCCACUUAAUUAACAGGUAACCUCAAAGCAAGCACAUGGUCUCGCAAGCACGUGGUCUCCCCCUUCUCAUCCUCUGGCUGUUGUGCUCCUUAAUAAUUUGGAAAACUAAUCAGCACUUUUUAACCUCCUUUAUGAUCCUUUAAACAUAGAUGUAUCCAAAGGUUAGCUAUAUUUAUAACAGAAAAAAAAAGAUAUUUAUUUGGAAGGCUUUAGUAGUUUCCUGAAUCUAUAGGAAGACAAUGUGCUUCUUUAUUUUAAUCAUAGGACUGAGGAUUUUCAUUAACAGUUGGCUGAACUGUCAGAGUGUAGCCCCACUGCUCUGGUGUCUCAGUUCACUGCUGUGGUGGCUGUAAGUAAAUACAUGGAAAAGGCCAUUUCCUGGUUUGUGAGAUCCCAGCAAACUCGAUCUCAAAUUCCCUCUGUAUGGUGAAGGCAGUAUUUGGUGAGCACUGAGAAAAGGAGCCUUCUCCUCCAUGCCCUCUUCAAUCCUCCCCGCUCCCUGCGGGCCCUGAGCAGAGCCCCUGGGACCGCUGGUGGCGUGACAAACUAACACAUGCUCUGUAAAUGUCACCCAGGCUCUUUUGGGCAGUUCCUUUGUCAUUUGGGGGGUGGGGGCAGGAAGUACUGGGGUUCAAGCAGAGCCUGAUUGCUGUCACUCAGCUGUUUCACUCAAGACUGGUGUUCAACCGCUUGAGCCACAGCUCCACUUAUGGCUUUUUGCUGGUUAA